CUGCUUGUAGUCCUUUGCAUUUCCACUGCUUUUUGUCUGUUGUCAAAACAGCCGAUCAUAGCGACUCUGUGCCCUGUGUAGUCAUGGGUCACUGCAGGUUGAGAAUGACUGAAAAGUUAUGAAAAAUGACUGACCUGCAUUCAUGAACGACGGUGUUACUUGGCAGUCAUACAUUUCUGCCAAUUAAAUGCUUUGUAAUAUGCUUUAAUCUGGUCAAAUGAGCUAAACAUAAAUAUAAUCAAUAUUGAGAGAAAUAUUACAUCCGAGAUAAAGGGAAGGUCAGUCUCUCGUCAUCAUAUGAAGCCUCUUCAUUGGCUACACGGGGAAUGCAGAAUGAACAUUGGCAAUAUACCUCAGGUAAAAUACUAUUGUGUCCCCUUCUGUUGAAUGUCACUGCGAUGUUAGAUGUGAAUUCAGCUGGUUACAUUAUUCAAAAGUCUAACCUCUGACCCACAUACAGCAAGGCCACUUAGGCUCAACAUAAACCGCUAGUCUAUCAACUAGACGCCGAUUGGUCGAAAAACCGCACGCGGGGGCGCGCAAGCAUGACGCGUCGGCCUGUGUUUCCAGGAGAGAUUCUCAUAUGCCAACGCAGACUCCCAUGUCUGAAGAGCCUGCGCGACCCCGUUCAAAUCUGUGUCGGACACUGUUGUGCCCGCUAGAGGAAUGCGCGUGACCGGUACCCGGACCUGACGCGUUCAAUUGAAUUGGUUAAAGCCUUCUUGAGUCUAUACAAAAUAAGAAAAGUGAUUAUAUUUCUUAAUGUGAACGCGUCUUUUUUCUUUCGGUGUUUUUUUUGACGACCGCUGAUGGCUACGGUUUGUUUAGCGGGAACCGUUGAACUACGCCGCAAAGUCAUUGCAAUGUAGAGCAACCUUUUUUCGAUGGCGACACUAACUAAUGCUGGUUCUUCCCGGGGUUCACGUCCAGCGCUCCACUGAAGCCGCGGAUAUCCGGCGUCUCAUGCACAGACUAUCUUUUUUGAUAGAUCAGGACCCGGCCUGCCACUAAUAAGAUGCUCAGCACCACUGACGUUUUGAAGUCCCUCCAUGUUUAUAUUUUUUAAACUCAAUUAGACGACGUUAAAUUGUUCUCAGUCAUUCAUUGAGUUGUAUGUGCAUUUUAUUUUUAUUUGCAUUGCUGAACGUUGCAGUUUGUUUACGUUCUUGAUCUGCGGGAUUAGUGUCAGAACAAUUCUUUGGUGGCUUUAUGUAGCGCGGGGUCGCAGACGCGUCGCUUAAAACAUUUUUUUCCAAGGAUCAUUUGGGGGGCUUACAUAACCCACAGCCAUCACCAUGUAUGCCGGGCGAAAAAGGAGAAAACCGGUACAAAGAGCCGUUAAGCAAGUUUCAAAUGAGGGCUCCAAGUCGAACCCCUCCAAACGGCACCGAGACCGUCUGAACGGGGAGCUGGAGAGGCUGGCCAGCCUGCUGCCGUUCCCCGAGGAGGUGACCACCAGCCUGGACAAACUCUCCAUCCUCCGCCUGAGCGUCAGUUACCUCCGGGCCAAGAACUUCUUCUCAGUGGCCCUGAAGACCAGCAAAUGCAACAGUGUGGUCCCCAGUGGCCCCAGCAGCGACAGCAACGUGGCGGUAGGGCUGUCGGACGCAUGGCUGCCAGAAGGAGAGCUGUUGCUGCAGGCUCUCAACGGCUUCGUCUUGGUGCUCAGUGCCGACGGGACCAUCUUCUACUCCUCCCACACCAUCCAGGACUAUCUGGGCUUCCACCAGACGGAUGUGAUGCACCAGAGUGUGUUCGAGCUGGUCCACACCGAGGACCAGCUGGAGCUCAGGAAGAACCUGCACUGGGCUCUGAACCCACCGGCCGCCACCGUAGUGGCCAUGAAUCAGGCCUCCCCCACAGAAAUGGAGCAGGACAGCGGCACCGCUGUGGUCACCUAUAACCCGGAGCAGCUGCCCCCGGAGAACUCCUCCUUCCUGGAGAGGAACUUUGUGUGCCGCUUCCGCUGUCUGCUGGACAACUCCUCCGGCUUCCUGGCUUUGACCAUGCAAGGGCGUCUCAAGUUCCUACAUGGGCAGCAGCAGCGGCAGGACAACGGGGGCAAGGCACCCCCCCAGCUGGCGUUAUUCGCCAUCGCCACGCCUCUACAGCCUCCAUCCAUCUUGGAAAUCAGGACCAAGAACAUGAUCUUCAGGACCAAGCACAAGUUGGACUUCACGCCAAUGGCCUGUGAUGCAAAGGGGAAGAUAGUCCUGGGCUACACCGAGGCAGAGCUGCGGGUCAGAGGGUCGGGAUACCAGUUCAUCCACGCAGCAGACAUGCUGUACUGCGCAGAGAACCACGUCAGGAUGAUAAAGACGGGCGAGAGCGGCCUCACGGUCUUCCGGCUGCUCACCAAGGACAACCGCUGGAAGUGGGUCCAGGCCAACGCCAGGCUGGUCUACAAGAACGGCAAGCCGGACUACAUCAUCGCCACGCAGAGGCCACUCGUAGAGGAAGAGGGAGGAGAGCACUUGCGCAAGCGUUCAACGCACCUCCCCUUCACCUACGCCACUGGCGAGGCCCUGCUGUACCAGUCCAACCACCCCAUUCCUGGAUUCAGCGACGGCAUCCAUGAGAAGAACGGCAGCAAGUCCAAGAAGUGCCGGUCCGAGCGGGCUGCGAGGGAGGGCCUUGACCCCAGCUCCCUGCUGGGGGCCCUGAUGAGUCAGGAUGAGUCUGUGUACGUCUGCCAACCCGCGCUGGAACCCAAGCUGGCGUUCCACAGCAGCUUCCUGGGAGAUCAGCUGGGCUUCUCCGAGUCCGAGUCCCAUCCAGGGGUUCACAACGGAUGGGAUGCACCCGGGAAUGGCAUCAAUGGCAUCAACGGGGCCGCGCUCCCUCCGCCAGCCAACAGCUUUGACCCGCUUCUGAGCACCCUGGACUCCCUCUCCCUGGGCGACCAGAACUCAGCCACAGCCGAGGAGGAGGGCUGCUCCAACGGAGAGCUGUUCAGAGCUCUGGAGAGUCUGGGCCUCAGUGCCGAGGACCUGGAGCUGCUGCUGCUGGACGAGCGCAUGAUCCGGGUGGAGAUGGACCCGGACCGCGUGCCCUCCCUGGACGACAUCCUCACCAACGACGAGAUCCUGUCCUACAUCCACGACUCCCUGGAGGCCAAGAGCGACGAGGCGGAGGAGGCGGGACAGGCCCCUCCCGUCCUCGCCGUCACCGCCGCCAUCGCCGCCGCCACGACAACCACGGCGGUGUCGCCGGCCUACGUGCGCACCCAGCUCCCUCAUCAGAAGGCUCCCCUGGUGGGCCAGGCCCCCAUCACUCUGCUGUCCCAGCAGAUGCAGCAGCAUCUCAGCAUGAGUUCGGGUAAGGUGGGGCAGGACUGGGUCAACCACAACCACCACUCAGGGCUUAACGGGGAUUACCCGGCGCAGGGUCAAGCCCUCACCGACGGACAGUGGUCAGCCCAGGACAUUCUUCACGGUUCUGGGAUGGCCGCGCGCACGGGACACUACCCUGCGACGCAGGGUUCGCAGCUGGACGGGGAGCAGCAGCAGCAGCGGCGGCGGCAGCGGCAGCAUCAAGCACACCCCCUCUACCUCCAGCCACAGCCGCAGCGUCCCACUGACACGCAGGGCCCUCUCUCGCUGCAGUGCCACGCCAAGCAGAGCGGCGAGAACCUCAACGGUCCAUCCAACGGUACCGGCACAGACCACCCCCUCGGCAAGAGCCCGUGGCAGGCCUUUGGGUUCGGGCAUCCCCCCAGGGAGACCCUCUGCGGCCUCGGUAACGGCCAGGCGCCCGUCACAGCCCCCUCGCUAGACGCUUGCAUCGAUUUCGCCAUGCCCGAGCUCCAGAGCAUGGAUUACCCCGUCAACGGGGGCGGCCUGUACCAGGGUGUCGAGGCGGCGGUCUCGUCCUACCAGAGGAUGAGCCACAAACACCAGCAGGGGCAGCACUUCCAGCCGCCCUCGGCCCACACGGCCCUGGAGCAGAUCCUAGGGCUGAACCAGCCUUGCAGGCAGCUGGGCCCCUACAGCCUGGUGAGCCCGGACAUCGCCCAUGAACCCAACCACGGCAAGAUGGAAAAUGGCUGCAGCCUGAACAGCUCUUACCAGGGGAACUGUGCUCUGCCCAAUGGGAAUGGAGCAGCGCCCCCUAGCGGCCAGAUGCCAGGCCCUGACUCUCUACCCAGCCUAGCAGACCCACAGGUCACAGACUUCUACCUUUGACCGAGGGGGGAAGGGAGCCAGUAUGCUGCCAUUACACUCUUACGUCUUAUUUAGAAUCACCCUAACGACUAAGCCCAGCUUUUUACUUCUACUAAAAAAAUUGAAAAACAAAAAUAAGCAUUUUGGUUAUUUUGUGUGUGUCUGUGUGUAUGUCUGUUCAGCUGUGUGUAUGUCUGUUCAGCUGUGUGUGUGUGUGUGUGUGUGUGUGUGUGUGUGUGUGUGUGUGUGUGUGUGUGUGUGUGUGUGUGUGUGUGUGUGUGUGUGUGUGUGUCUGUCUACAGGAGAGAAAAAGAGUAAUAUUUUACAUUGUACAUAACAUUAUCAUUUAAGUCCUUUGUUUACAACAAUGCAGUCAGAGCAUGGGUCAGGUUGCCACCAUUUUGAGGACCAGAGACGAGAAUUAUGUCCGUUCUUUUCAGUGUGCUUCCAGAGUCCUUGCCCUCCACCACCCUGAGAUUUUUUCUUAAUUUAAUUUUUGUUUAUUUCUUGUUUUUUUGCGACGUGACAUCAGCAGCCCUAGUAUUUUGAGUCAUGAAACAGGAAUGUAACUUUUUUUUUCAAGAGUUGGAUGAGUCUUUGUUGUACAAAGAAUGAUGAGAUUAAGUCACGUAUGUCAGAAGUAGGAAUGAUACAGCACGGUGAAAUUAUGGCUAGAAAUACACUGCACUUUAUUUCAAGCCCCCCUCAACCUCAUUACCACUGUUAGGAAUUCAGUUAAGGUUUUGAAGAAACACGUUGCAUAAUUUCCCCGAGGCAACUGUUUAUGAAGUCUUUAGCAGUUAGUUAGUGGUGUUCUGAGGUGGCAUUCAGACAACAAUUUUACAUUGUUAUAGCGAAAUCCCUCCUAGAUGAUUGAUAGCAUAGAUAUAUAUUUUUUCUCCCACUUGAGGUAACUUUUUUGUUGGACUUGUUGAUCUGGUACCUCUGGAUUUUUAUUUUGUUUACGGUGCUAAUAUUUUACUGUGACUGUCAAACUUGAAUCACUUGAUUUACAUUUUCAAUAUUUAUUAAUGUCUACAUGACAACAAGUUUUUAAUUUGUUUGUAAAUCACAUCAUUGCGGGAAGAAUUACCUUUGUGUGAAUCUCUUUUGUUCAAAAUGAAAAUUGGUCCAAAUGAAUUCCUUGCUUGUUUAUUUUGGGAGUAAAGUCAUUCUACUGGGGCACUCUACUACCUAUAUGUUUCUUUCAAGUAUUCUCAUUUUCUCUUUACAUAAUGGUACAAUUACGUUUAUUUCAAGUCAGGAACUGCAAGUAGGCAUAUAUAUGACGAGACAAUCACAAAACCAAAUGUGAGUACAGAUAUUUAAAACGCACACCAUGAAAAUACGCUUUUUCUGCUACAGAUACAGUUUUGAAUGUUUCAUGUACAUAGCAAGCAUUUGGGAAAAUUACACAAAAAUAGAGCUAUUUCGUCAUAAACAUGCUGAAAGAGAUUUUCAUUUAGCCUAGUUAUAACAAUUAUGUCAUUAGUAUUACAAUUAAUGUGAUCCAUAUUAUAUUAACUGUUGAAAUGUGACACACGAGUACAGAAAUAGUUCAUUUCUGGUUUCCUUUCUUUUCUACAACAGAAUUGUUUGAAAUAUUUAUCUUGAUUUCAUAUGACCUGUUAGAAAUGUCCAAAAAAUCAAAUGUGUGCAGAAAAGCUAACAAAUUAUGUACUAAGAAACACAGGUACCUGUACAUUGAUCGACGUCUUUUCACUCCUUUUAAACACUAUUUCUCAACCCACUGCUGCUUAUUGAGGUACCUGGAUUUUUAUUGUGCAUUGUAAAUGCUACUCUCCCAUCACAAAACAGCUUGAAUCUUGCAUCAGUCUGAUAACAGUGCCAUACUACUGAGACCUGUGAUGAUAUAGGUCAAAUGUUUGGAGGAACGUUCAUUCUGUGAUUUGCUUAGCCACGCUAGCAACGGGCCUACAGGAUAUAAUACAUGUGUAUGGUAACAAAACAUUUUUGACCCAUGUCUUUUGACUGCUUGUUCGAAAUAUUUUACUUUGUCCUUUGAAAUAAAGGAUUUAUUCAAUCACGUUGAAAAGAAA
Molecule: messenger RNA, 6223 nt
Organism: Gadus macrocephalus (Pacific cod)
Lineage: Eukaryota; Metazoa; Chordata; Actinopteri; Gadiformes; Gadidae
Gene: ahr1b
Product: aryl hydrocarbon receptor 1b
Exons: 11
Coding region: 1296-4184 (962 amino acids)
Biological process (GO): regulation of transcription by RNA polymerase II
Cellular component (GO): aryl hydrocarbon receptor complex; nucleus
Molecular function (GO): nuclear receptor activity; protein dimerization activity; transcription cis-regulatory region binding
Source: RefSeq, a predicted model, not a curated record